GCAAUACAUAGCAAAUAAUCCCUACUACAAACAGAAACGUGAAUUGAAAAAGGAGAUUUCGUCACUUACAAGGAAAUUGAUAGGAGAACCUAACAAGGAUGUUAAAGGAGAAGAAAGCGACAAUAAGUCGAAGAGUGAUAUGGAUAAGAAAAGCGGCAGUCAGUCGAGGAGUGACGUAGAUAGGAAAAGCGACAACCAGUCAAAGAGCAACACGGAUAUGAAAAGUGACAGCCAGUCAAAAAGUGACGUAGAUAGGAAAAGCGACAACAAGUCAAAGAGUGACAUGGAUAAAACAAGUGACAUUAACUUGGAAGAGAAUCAAGAGCAAAAUACUGAAAUGACACAGGUUGAACUGCAAAAGAAAGAGAGAAGAAAGGAAGACCUUAAAAAACUGGAGGAGAAAAUACGUAAACUACAAGAAGAAGAAGAAAAAGAAAAAAGAAAACAAAAAAUUAAAAAGAGCCGAGAACUAUCUACUGAAAGAGAAAGAAAAAGAAAGUUACUGGAAAUAUCUAAAGAAGAGAAGAGAAAAAGAUGGAAAGAGGAAGAGGAAGGAAAACCGGAAAUAAGCCAACAAGAUGUGGAUGAUGAGAAUGCUAAAAAAGCUGCAGAGUUAGAAGAAAAGAUACGUAAGCUUCAGCAAGAAGAACAAGAGGAAGAAAAAGAGAAAAGAAACCGACAUGGUCGUGACAGAAGCAGGAGUAGAAAACGUGAGAUAAGAAGAAAAGGUUUGGAGCAAAUAUCUAAUGAAUACGCUUCAAUAUCAGACUCGGGAUGUGAUGAUGAAGACAAUAAAGAUAUCAUCAACAAAGUUGAUGAAAGCGGCAACGAUGAUGGGCAAAACAUAAUAGAUGAAAGUGGCAAUGAUGAAGAAUACAUCGAAGUUGAUGAAACUGGCAAUGAUGAAGAUGACAAUGAAGUUGAUAGCAGUGAUGAAAGAGAUAACAAAGUUGAUAAAAAUGGCACUGAUGAUAGAGACAGUAAGGUGGAUGAAAGUGGCAAUGAUGGACGCAAGGCGAAUGAAAGCGGCAGUGAUGGAGAGAAGACAAAUGAAAGCGGUAAUGAUGGAGACAAGGCGGAUGAAAGUGGCAAAGAUGGAGACAAGGCGGAUGAAACUGGUAAUGAUGGAGACAAGGCGGAUGAAAGUGGCAGUGAUGGAGACAAGGCGGAUGAAAGUUGCAAUGAUGGAGACAAGGUGGAUGAAAAUGGCAAAGUUGGAGACAAAAAGGUAGAUGAAGAUGGCAAUGGUGAUGAUAACAAAGAUGAUACUACCAAUGAUGAUGAAGUAGAUAAAAGUGACAAAAUUGAUGAAGACAAUAAGGUAGAUGAAGAUGGAAAUGAUGAUGGAGCUAACGGUGACUAUGCAGGUGACAAUAGUGAUGAAGACUGUAAUGAGGAGGAUUUUAUGAUGGAUAUCAGUAUGUUUUUAGAUGGUGAUAUGCAGAUAUUGGAUGAAGCAUAACACAAAAACAUAUCAGAAAAUUAUUUCAUUCACAACACUGCCAGAUUAAAUAUCCAUUUCUAUCCUGGUAUAAUUCUCAUAUAAUGUGAUGAGAAUGCAUAGAAUAUUGUUAUAGAUGUAUUUAGCAAAUUUUUCAUGUUUCUGUUAUCAUCUUAUCUUAUGUUGGACAAAAUAACACAAGGACUCAGGUCAAAUUAUGACUGGGAUACAAUGGUGAUAUUUUGCAGACAGUGUCUUUGAUUUGAGUCAAUUUGCAUCAUGAUGAGUUUUAAUAGCUCUUGUUUGCGUUUACCAUGUUAUUGUACUUACCAAAGACUGCCACAUAGAUGUAACCUAUCUGCUGGUUUCAGUGUGUGAAUUCACUGCCAAUUAUGCAGAACCUAAGAAGUAAUGCCUCAUCUUGAUUUAUCAAAUGCAUCUUCCUGAAUUAUUUUCUUGCAUUUUGACAACAAAUUUAAAUAAUUUGAAAACUUUUUAAGAAUAAAUUUCUUUACUGUUUUAUUUAAAUGAUUUGGAACAACAUUUCCUGGAAAUCCGGCAAUGAACAUGGAAGUGAGUGUGCAAACUGUAUGAAAUUAUUUUUUUUUAGUUGGAAUAUAUUAAUGCUGAAAACUACAAAUUAAAACAUAUUUUCACCAUAUUAGCAUAAGGUGGUAGUCACUGGAUUUUAUUUGUUGCUGAUUUUACCUUUUAGUAAAACUAAAGUGAAAAUAUUCUCCAGAAUAUUAAGAAUUAUGUAUUGGUAUACAACAUGUCUGUCUGUUACCUGAUGUUUGUAAUAAGUAAGUUAAUUUGCUAAUUAUAAAUGAAUAGGCAGCUUUGUAUUGUAUUAUAGAUCUAUGUUUUAAAAAAUCAGGAUUUUGUUUUUGAUAAAAAUAAUGUGAAAUGUAUGCGUUUAUUGCUGAAGUACUUUUGAAAUGUUCAUUGAACAAAUAAUUAGAAAAAGUCUUCUCAUCAAUUGUUAUUAAGAAUAGAGGACAAUUUUUGAACAUUUCUUGUAUUUGUAUUCAAUCCCAGGUCAGACAUUAAAUGAAAUAAACUCUGCAUUUCAUCUUU
Molecule: messenger RNA, 2518 nt
Organism: Saccoglossus kowalevskii
Lineage: Eukaryota; Metazoa; Hemichordata; Enteropneusta; Harrimaniidae
Biological process (GO): positive regulation of DNA-templated transcription; negative regulation of DNA-templated transcription
Cellular component (GO): nucleoplasm
Source: RefSeq, a predicted model, not a curated record